Molecule: messenger RNA, 1215 nt
Organism: Daldinia loculata
Lineage: Eukaryota; Fungi; Ascomycota; Sordariomycetes; Xylariales; Hypoxylaceae
Product: ribosomal L28e protein family-domain-containing protein
Exons: 5
Coding region: 161-625 (154 amino acids)
Biological process (GO): translation
Cellular component (GO): cytosolic large ribosomal subunit; ribosome
Molecular function (GO): structural constituent of ribosome
Source: RefSeq, a predicted model, not a curated record
CUAAUACCGAUACGGCCAAUUAAGCGACUCCCACACUUGAUCGAUCAUUUGCGCCUGUGAACUUUUCGAAAUCGUACAAGGUCGUCACGAUAGAGCAGUACUCCGGUCCAUUGAAACCUCCUCAUCCCCGCGAAUCUCACGAUCUCGACCUUCAUACAAAAUGGCCACCAAUAACGUCUCCGCAGACCUCGUCUGGGAACUUGUCCGCAGCAACAACUCCUACCUCGUCAAGCGCAAGGAGUCUGGCGGCAUUCAGUUCUCCCGCGACCCUCUUAACUUGACCAACGUCCACAGCCGCAAGCAUGCCGGAUUCGUGAACACCAAGGCCAUCGGUGUCCAGCCCGCGGAGAAGAACGGCGUUAAGGUCAUCAGCAAGAAGGAGUCGGCUGUCCAGAAGCCUGCUAAGUCUACCACCGAGGUCACCCACAGCGGCGGCAAGGCUACGCGAAAGAUCUACAAGACCGUUGCCAACCAGACUGCCAAGUCCGGCUACCGACCCGACCUCCGUGAGGCCGCCGUCUCCCGCGUCUCUGCCAUCCGCCAGUCCCAGCGGGAACCCAAGCCCACCCCCGAGAAGAAGCCCCGAGGCGCCAAGGCCAAGAAGGCUGCCGCCGCGGAGUCGUAAGCUCCUUAUAGACAAGGAGAGGGGAUGGAUGGGAUAACUAGGUAACGACUGCAGAGAUAAGGCCGGCCGGUAAAUAAGGCAUAUGCAUUUUUGGUAGUCAAUCCAAGUUCCCAAGGAGUCUGAGGAAAUCCUUCAACGAAAAAUACCUCCCUUUUUGUGUGAUUUGGAACUUAUCUCGCAUGCUUUCCAUCACAUAUUCCCUAGAGAAAACGAAUAAGACAAGAUGGCUCCAGUCUAAUCCGGUAUGACUACCCGGGCAAUCCUACCUUAGUAGCCUUGUUGGCACUCGGCGGGAGCGGUGUGCGCGGCAGCAAACCUGAGCUCAUACGUGUGUAGUACAUGCAGAUAUGGGUUGAGUUAUUUAACGCCUACAUCGUUGCAUACUAAUAUGCGUACGUGUAUGUAGCUAAGGUAAGGUACUUUAUCUUGGCAACCAACUUAGGGGUAAGCCGGGAGACUUCACACUAUUGAUGGCGAGUAAAUUGUCCGUCGGCUAGUCUUUUUCUCGUGAAGCCGUAAAAGAAACAAAAAGCUAUUAAAACUUGAAUGAAGUUGAUUUUUAACCCGUCCGGCCUUGCCCGAUACCGAGA